UGUGUUAUCACAUGUCUCGGUACACGUGAUCUUAUAGUGAUGCUUUUCAUAUAUUAUUUAUUAAAUAUUUUUCGUAAACGGAAAAAUUAUAAUAAUAUUUAUAAGCAAGUGUUUUUCAUAUUAUUGUAAUUUAUAAAAUUCUGUCUCAAGCUUAUAACACUGAUUAUGGAAGAAGAUGAAGAUGGUCAAAUAGAUGCCCUCACUGAAACUAAAAAUCUUUUAAAUGAGAUAAACACAAGUGUGCUACUUGCUAAAGAACCUAUUAAUAAAAUUAUAGAAAAAGAGCAAAAUAUUUUGGAAGGUAUUAGUUUAUUAGAUGUUAAAUACCAUACCUUACUUAGUUAUCUUCAAGAUUUAACUCAUGUUAUUUUAAACAAGUGUCAAUUUAAAUCUAUUCAAGACAUUGCAUCAAUUGAUAGGCUUGUAGAGCAACGUACUAUACUUGAACGAAUAAGACCAUUGGAAUUCAAGAUUAAAUAUCAAAUUGAUAAACUUGUUAAAACUGCUUUAUCUGGAAAUUUUGAUCCUAAUGAUCCUAGUAGAUUUCGUGCUAGUAUUAAUGGGUUGGGAGACGUUGAUGAUGUAGAAUAUGAUGAAUCUAAUGAAGAUGAUAACAAUCUUACCAGUUCUAAAAAAUCUAAAGGUGGAGUAUAUGUUGCACCUAAAGUCACAGCUGUUCCAUAUGAUGGUGAUGAAUCGCGGACUGUGAAGAAACAAAAAGAAUUUGAAAGAGCUAAAAAGAGAGCAUUACAGAGUUCCGUUAUGCAAGAGCUUAGAGAAGAAUAUGCAGAAACACCUUUAGAAGUUCAAAUUAAUACUGUUGGAUUAAAAAAUAAACAAUCCAAAUAUGAUUUUGAAAGACAAAAAUAUGAAGAAGAUUAUUUCACUAGAUUGCCUGUUACCAAGAAAGAUAAGCAUAGAGCUAAACAAUUAUCAUCUAUUACUUUAGGUAAAUUAGGAAAAGAAGUAACUCACUUUGAAGAUACUUCUGCACUUGGUGGCCAUUUUAAAGAAAAAGAUGGAAAUAAACGAAAAAAGAAAUUUAAAGGAAAAAAAAGUUUUAAAAAGAAGAAAAGAUUUUAAAUUUAUACAUGCACAUUCAUGUAUACACAGACUAUUAUUUUUUGAAAUAAAUAAUUUAAUUAAUAAAAAAUAAAUUUAAAUUAGAAAAAUAUACUCAAUUUUAUAACAUAGCAGUUCCUUAAUUUUAAUGAUAAAUACUUUAACGAUCUAUUUAUAAGUCAUAUAAGGCUAGUUAAAGGUGACUUUCCAUGAUUACAGAAAAUCAUAAUUAAUAUAUAUAAAUAUUUUUUCAGAUCAAAGCCAUAAAUACUUUCAAUUAUAUUUUUACUCAUAAUCAGCUAAAACUGAGUAAAUAUAUUUAAUAGUAGCUUGUCAACUGAAAAAUUUUAUUUGCUAAUAGAACUUUAGAACUCAUAAGUAUGCCGUUCUUAGUAGUAGUGUAAAUUUUUCGUUUUGUAAGAUGAAAAAAUAAAUAGUUUUUUUUUGUUAAACUUUACACUAUCCUAUUUAAAGCGAAUUUUAAACAACAUUUUUUAAAUUCCAUUUUUCUUUUUAAAAUAAGCUUAAAACAAUAGUAGUAGUAUAUUUUGUUCAUUAUUGUUUUAAAAAUUAUUUUUAACCUUUUAGUUCGAUAUGCUUUAAAAGCGUGUUCUUUUAGUUUUUUUUAACAAUAUUUAUUUUUCACUUUUUAGUUUUUUAUGACAUCGCUGUCGCAGUCACCGAGUGUUUAUUGUCAAUUACGACUAUAAUUAAAUAUAAUUUUAUGUAUUGCCAGCCAGUGUAUUUAUAAACUCACAACAAUGUGUCUUGCUACCAUUGAUAAUAAAGACUAUAUGCUUGUUAAUA
This is a messenger RNA of Daktulosphaira vitifoliae (grape phylloxera), 1869 nucleotides long. RefSeq names its product neuroguidin. The coding region runs from base 166 to 1083 and encodes 305 amino acids. Gene Ontology annotation, biological process: maturation of SSU-rRNA from tricistronic rRNA transcript (SSU-rRNA, 5.8S rRNA, LSU-rRNA). The record is from RefSeq and is a predicted model, not a curated record. Lineage: Eukaryota; Metazoa; Arthropoda; Insecta; Hemiptera; Phylloxeridae. Gene Ontology annotation, cellular component: small-subunit processome; nucleolus. The transcript has 2 exons.